This is a messenger RNA of Cottoperca gobio, 6019 nucleotides long. RefSeq names its product vacuolar protein sorting 13 homolog C (gene vps13c). The record is from RefSeq and is a predicted model, not a curated record. Gene Ontology annotation, biological process: protein targeting to vacuole; mitochondrion organization; protein retention in Golgi apparatus. The coding region runs from base 1 to 5550 and encodes 1849 amino acids. The transcript has 39 exons. Lineage: Eukaryota; Metazoa; Chordata; Actinopteri; Perciformes; Bovichtidae.
AUGGGGCGUUACAAGUCGGUCGCGUUCACUACACCAAGUACCUGGCAGGGCCCCAUCAAGGAAGGAGGGGAAACUCUUCUCAGCAAUGAAGAGGAGGAAGCUCUGGAGACGCUGAAGUUUAACUUCAACAUCGAGUCUCUGGGGCUGGUUCUGUACAGCACCGACCCAAAACAGCCGUCGGACCUGCAGCAUCAGCAGAACCUGAGGCUGGGCGAGUUUGCGCUCCACCUGCUGAAGACUUCAGGGAAGAUCCUGAGCAGCGGCAGCGUGGAGGUGACCACCGUGCUCAGCGGCUGCACGCUGGACGACCUGAGGGCGGGCAUGGAGAGGACGACUUCACGGAUGGUGGGCCGCAGAGACGAGGACAGCCCCGAGGCGAUGAUCGACGUGACGUACCGGCAGAGCGCUGCAGAGCGGGAGGUCGUGGCUGUCCUUCAGAAGCUCUACCUGUGUGCCAGCGUGGAGUUUCUGAUGGCCGUCACAGAUUUCUUCCUGCAGGCUCUGCCACAGAUGCCCACCUCGGUACAGAGCAACAGACUGCCGCUGAGACAGACCACUGAGCCACGAGCCGACGGCAAGACCGCCUCGACGCUCCGCACUCGCCUGCGGGCAGUGGUGGUGGACCCGGAGGUGGUGUUCGUGGCCAGCCUGAUGAAGGCAGACGCCCCCGCCCUUGUGGCGUCCUUUCAGUGCGACUUCAGCCUGCAGGCCGAGGAGGACGGCACCCAGAACAUGAGAGCCAACCUGAGGGAGCUGAAAGUCCUCGCCUGCCCCUUCAUCCGGAACAAGGAGGACACUGCCGUCACCACCGUGUUGAGACCCUGCUCUGUCGCCUUGGAGACCAGAACCCACCCUAACCAACCGCUGAGCGGCUCUGUGACGGUGGAGGAAGUCAUCGUCAAGAUCUCUCCAUUCAUCCUCAACACAGUAAUGACGAUAACUGCCGCCAUGACUGCGAAGCAGGGUGACGAGCAGAGUAAGGAGUCGCAGACGGAGGUCAGUGACCUCUGGUCUGUCAUGAACAUCUACGGUUGUAACUUCUGGUUCCUGGGAGUAGACGCGGCCACCGAGGUCACUGAGAGCUUCAGGGAGCAGGAUGGACGCAGUGAGGGCGAGAGCUUCACCGCCGAGGUCAAGGUGGUCCAGGUGACUCUGGAGUCCGGCUCGGGUCACCGGACCGCUCCUCUACUGCUUGCCGAGUCCUCCUUCAGCGGCUCGGCCAGAAACUGGUCUUCUUUGCUGCAGCUGAGAGCUGACAUGACUCUGGAGGUGAACUACUUUAAUGAGCUGCAGGCGGUGUGGGAGCCUCUGAUCGAGCUUGUGGACGGCGGCAGACGCAGGUGGAACCUGGAGCUAGAGAUGAAGAACAGCCCGCUACAGGAUAAGAGUCCCGUUCACGGAGACGACUUUGUCAUCCUGCCUGAACCUCGCACGGCCGUCAGCAUCUGCUCCAGAGACACGAUGAACAUCACCGUGUCCCAGUGCAGCCUCCGCGUCCUGCACAACCUUGCCACGGCAUUCUCAGAGGGCACAGGGUCCAGCUUCGACCCCUCCCUAAAGGAGAAGGCCCCCUUCACCAUCAGGAACGCUCUGGGGAUCCCUCUCAUUGUGCAGCACAGCGCCACCCUGAGGCCUCUGGGCUCACUGGUGCAGGGGAAGCUCCACGAGCUGCUGGUGGAUCAGACCAUGGACUUGGAGCACUCCAUGUUCAAAACGUCCUCACGGGGAAAACUGUCGGCUCUGCAGCGGCAAGAGAGCUGCCUGUUCAACCUCACCGUCGUUCCCUCCGGAUACAGCGAGAUCUCCAACAUCGCUGUGAACAAACCUGGUCGCCGUCUCUACAACAUCCGGGGUCCAAUGCUGCAGGAGGCCGUUUCUGUUCUGCUGCAGAUCGACGCCGCUGAUGGAAACAAGGUCAUCACGGUCCGCUCACCGCUGCAGAUAAAGAAUCAUUUCUCUGUGCCGUUCACCAUCCUGAUGUACUGCCCAUCAUCCAGGAGCCUGCAGAGCAUCGGACAGGCCGAGCCCGAGAGGGAGUUUCACAUUUCUUUAGCAACAUACAGAUGUCAGCUGUUUGUGCGUCCUGCGGGGCAUCUCGACGGUCAUUACAGCCCGUCCUCCACCUGUGUGGCAUGGAAGGAGCAGGUGCACCACAGCUCGGAGGUGCGCUCGGUACUGCAGUGCCCCGCGGCCGACUGCAGCCUGCUGCCGCUGAUGGUCAGCACGUUGGCUGUGCCCGACGAGCUGCGACACAUCGCCAGCCACGGAGAGGAGGACUGGGACCCAGCCUACAUCAUCCACCUCCAUCCUGUGGCCAGGCUGAGAAAUCUGCUGCCCUACAGUGUGCGCUACAUGAUGGAGAGCUCAGCGGACUCCUAUGAGCUUCAGGAGGGAAGCACGUCGGACCUUGUGAACGCUCGUGUCUCAGGUGAGAUCCUGUCCAUUGUGCUGAUGAAGUAUCAGGGCCGUGACUGGCACGGACAUAUCCGGAUCCAACAGGAAAUGCCCGAGUUCCUGCCUGUGUGUCUCACCUGCAACUCGGACAGCAACAUGUCAGUGGACGUAAGCGUGCAUGUGACGAGGACUACUAGCUGCCUGCUGCUGUCGCUCUUCAGCCCCUACUGGAUCAUCAACAAGACUUCUCGCGUGCUGCAGUACCGAGCCGAGGACAUCAGUGUCAAACACCCCGCCGACUACCGGGACAUCGUCCUAUUCUCCUUCAGGAAGAAGAACCUCUUCAGCAAGAGCAAGAUCCAGCUGUGCAUCUCCACCAGCUCCUGGUCCGAUGCUUUCUCUCCGGACACCGUGGGAAGUUAUGGCUGCGUCCGCUGCCCCGCCAACAACAUGGACUUCCUGGUGGGUGUGAGUAUCCAAAUGAGUAGUUUUAACCUGACCCGGAUCGUCACCAUGAGUCCGUUCUACACCCUGGUCAACAAGUCGUCCUAUGAGCUGGAGGUCGGAGAGGUCAGCAGCCAGAUGUCCACCAGGUGGCACUACAUCUCCUCCACUGAGUGCCUCCCUCUGUGGCCGGAGAACAGUUCGGGGAAGUUGUGUGUCCGUGUGGUUGGAUCUGAAUCCACCUCCAAGUUCUUCUUCUUUAACCGGCAGGACAACGGCACGCUGCUGAGCCUCGAUGUGUGUGGCGGGAUCAUCGUGGAAGUCAACAUUUCGGACCACUCAACCAUCAUCAGCUUCAAUGAUUACUACGAAGGAGCAGCUCCAGCUCUGCUGCUCAACCACACACCCUGGGUCACUAUCAGCUACAGGCAGAGCGGCUCAGUGACGGUUCACGAGCUGAAACCCAGCGAGGCUAGGCGCUUUGUGUGGGACGACCCAGCAGGCGUCCAGAUGCUCAGCUGGAGCUGCAUGGAGCACUGUGGAGAGCUGGACCUGCUGAAGGACGAUGUGGGGCAGUUCUCCUACGACAGCCUGUCUCAGGUGCACUGGGUUUCCUUCCUGGACGGACGCCAGCGGGUGCUGCUGUUCACGGAGGACGUCGGCAUUGUGACGAAGGCUCGGCAGGCCGAGGAGCUCGAACAGUUUCAACAGGAAGUGAAGGUGUCGCUGCAAAACCUCGGACUGUCUCUGAUCAACAACACCGGCCGGCAGGAGAUCGCUUACAUCGGCAUCACCAGUUCAGGUGUGGUUUGGGAGAUGAAGCCAAAGAAUCGCUGGAAGCCGUUCAAUCAGAAGAACAUCAACCUGCUGGAGAAAACUUACCAGAACCAGCUGAGCAGGAAGACCGAGGGAGGCUGGGUGAAACUGGAGACCAACCUGGAGGUAAACCUGUGCGGAGCCACCAUGAUGAUGCGGCAGCCACUUUCCUGCCCGGUAAGGAGGAACUUCCUGUCUGGGAUCCAGGUGGAAUUCAAACAGUCGCUGCACCAGCGCAGCCUGCGGGCCCAGCUGCACUGGCUACAGGUGGAUAACCAGCUGCCCGGCGCCAUCUUCCCCAUCGUCUUCCACCCUGUUCCUCCUCCCAAGUCUAUCGCUCUGGACUCAGAGCCAAAGCCGUUUAUCGACGUGUCCGUCAUCACAAGGUUCAACCAGCACAGCAGCGUCAUGCAGUUCAAGUACUUCAUGGCUCUGGUUCAGGAGAUGGCGGUGAAGAUCGAUCAGGGUUUCCUGGGAGCCAUCUUGGCUCUGUUCACCCCCGCUGCUGACCCGCAGGCUGACCAGAAGGCGCGGCUGCUGGAGAGAGACCUGAAGCUGCUGCAGACGGAACUGAUGGAGGCGUCGCUCACCGACACGUCGGGACUCAGCUUCUUCGAACAUUUCCACAUCUCCCCCAUCAAGCUCCAUCUCAGUCUGUCUCUGGGCUCCAGCGGCGAGGACUCGGCUCAGGAGGUGGCGGCCGUGCAGUCCCUCAACUUGUUGCUGAAAAGUAUCGGAGCCACGCUGACCGACGUGGAUGACCUGAUCUUCAAACUGGCCUUCUUCGAGGUAAAGUACCAGUUUUACCGAAGAGAGAAGCUGAUGUGGGCAGUGGUCCAACACUACACUGAGCAGUUCCUGAAGCAGAUGUAUGUUCUGGUUCUGGGUCUGGACGUCCUGGGGAACCCUUUUGGACUGAUCCGAGGUCUGUCAGAGGGAGUGGAGGCCUUCUUCUACGAGCCUUUCCAGGGGGCGGUUCAGGGCCCGGAGGAAUUUGCUGAAGGUUUUGUGAUCGGAGUCCGCAGCCUGCUGGGUCACACCGUCGGUGGCGCUGCAGGCAUGGUCUCCAGGAUCACAGGCUCGGUGGGUAAAGGUCUGGCCGCUAUUACUAUGGACAAAGAGUACCAACAGAAACGCCGCGAGGAGAUGAACCGCCCGCCGAGAGACUUCGGAGAGAGUCUGGCUAAAGGAGGGAAAGGACUGCUGAUGGGUGUCAUGGGCGGAGUUACAGGAAUCGUCACCAAACCAGUGGAGGGGGCGAAGAAAGGGGGCGCAGCAGGUUUCUUUAAGGGCAUCGGUAAAGGUCUGGUGGGUGUGGUGGCUCGGCCGACAGGCGGCAUUGUGGACAUGGCGAGCAGCACCUUCCACGGCAUCCAGAGAGCGGCGGAGUCGACGGAGGAAGUGACCAAACUGCGUCCGGUGCGUCUGAUCAGGGAGGACGGGAUCAUCCGCCCGUACGACCUGACAGAGUCGCAGGGCUUCGACCUCUUUCAGCGCUCGGAGAUCAAACAGCUGGAGGGUGAAGUGUUCCGAAAUCACUGUCCGUACCCCGGACACCGAAAGACCAACAUCAUCGUCACCAACAGGAGGGUUUUGUGUGUGAAAGAGAUCGACUUUGUUGGUCAUUUCAACAGAGAGUGGGAAUGUUUGUUCGAGAACUUUUACCGACCUCCAGCUGUGACGGGAUCUGAGCUGAAAAUCUACUGCAAGGAGCAGCAGAAGUUGAAGUUACCAAAGAGAGACGGUCAGGAGUCGGUGAGGAAUGUUCAACUUUGUGACUCAAACAUUGCUCAGAAGCUGCAGGCGGCGAUAUCGGAGGCUCAGGUGGCUCAGCAGCAGCAUCGCAUGUCGAGACAGAAAUCACAGCGCUUCCUCAAAGUCAACAACAAACAGUGAGGGGUCACUUGCUGUUGUUGUUUACAAACAAGCAAUCAUCCUAAUUAUAAUCAUUUAAAUAUGUAAACAUGAAUAGAUGUUUUCUAUUUUGGGUAUUUUUGCCCCUGCUCUUUGCCUGCAGGCUGCACUGUCACAUGUUGAAGAUGAAGCCAUAAAAACAUGUUGCACUAAACAAAUAUUUACAAAAGUUCAUCUUCAGAGAAAUUAACACAUGUGAAAACAAUAAUACACACAUAAAUAAUUCAGUUUGAUUCAUCUUACAAAAUAUAAUUCCUUCUUUCUCUCGUUGAAUAAAUGAAGUCUUGCUGCAGAUAUAUGUUUACAGAGCAAAGUGUUACCAUAUGCUGACAUGAAGAAAUGCUUUCACUUUAUUUUUAUAAGCCAUGCUGUAAUCAGUAAUCUGUUGGCUCCAUACUGAUGUCGAACUUUGAAACCUGAAUAAAUGAAAAUAAACAUUUCUGUGUUUUCA